Meloidogyne enterolobii is the source of this 916-nucleotide messenger RNA. The record is from the annotation of a GenBank genome assembly. NCBI's taxonomy places the organism in Eukaryota, Metazoa, Nematoda, Chromadorea, Rhabditida, Meloidogynidae.
AUUCUAAAUCUUUUUAAAUUAAAAAGGGGAGCUGAACUAAUUUUUUGGACUCGAUUUAAUUUUUGUAAGCUCAUUGACCCUUUUACAACUUUUCCUGCUUUUGACCAUUUUAUAAAAUUUUCAGCUCUUCUGCUUUUUGUUCCUAAGAAAGGCGGGGAUGCCUUUUCUUCCCAAGUUUCUUUUCUUUUUCAACGCUUUCAUUACUUAUUUUUUUAUAGAAAAUUUCCCAACCUUUAAAAUCGAUAAAUUGUUUGUUUAUUGUCCAUUGACCUAUUUUUUCGAGUUUUUAUCACAAAAAAUAUUUUUUUCUAUAAAAUUUUUUUUUUAUUUCAACUUUUUAGGUAAUUUACUAAAUAUGUCUAAAAAACAAUCUUUUUUCAACAACGAAUAUAUUGCUUUGACCUGCUUUAGCAAAAAUAAGGUAAGUGAUGAAAACGAAGCUGACGAUAAUAAGAUAACGGUGGAUGAAGAAGUUGACAAAUCUACGGGAGGGAAUGAUGGAAAUUCAGCAGUGAAAGGUUUAAAUGAAAAGCGUAUUGACCUUCUGAUGAAAAAGAACUUGGCAGAAUUUGGAAAAUUUUUGUCUCGUAAUGACUCCGAGAAGCAGCAUAAAUGUGGGCCGAUGUGUGUUCCAAGUAUUAAUAACUGGAUCUCAUAUCUGACUGCAGCACUUGCUAUAAUCACUCUUGGCGUUGCAGCACUCGUUAUCAUAUAUUCUGUCUACUUCUUCACAUCUGACAAACUCGGGUCUUUGGAAGCAAAAUUUGAAGCCAAAACCGAAGCUCUUUCAACCAAAACCGAAGCUCUUUCAAAAUCGAUUGACUCAAUAAAGGAGGGAAUGGUUAAUAUCUCCAAGAUGAUUAAUACAAUGUCUGCCUCAUUAAAGGAAUCAAUUGGCAGGCGAGGCAAAGAUUAG